CCUAGGUAGCGAAGAGAUCCCCCUCAGCCACGACGAAUCUAAGGCGCUCAGUUCAGAGGCGCGAAUCGUUUCGAGCUUUACCAGCGCACUUCUUCACGAGCCACUGGAGACUCGGAGACCAGAUGGGCAGGUCAUGUUAUUAGCAGAACGCUUUAGCUCGAUUCAGCGAUUACUGCGCACAGUAGCUAUUAUUCUACGUUGGUUGCAGAGACGCCGACAUUUCCGUCAAGCGGUCAUAGGAGCUCGGGAAAUGGACGACGCCUUGGAAGUACUGAUCCGUCUUGACCAACAGACGCACUUCAUGGUCGAGAUUAAGCAGCUGGAAGCCGGUUCAGAUAAGAACCACAUCCUGCGCGUCGGAGGGCGGAUCGAAAACGCAGAGUUAGGACAUGACCAGCGAUUUCCAUUGAUUCUUCCGAAGUCUACCCCGCUCGUUAAGCUUUUAAUAAAACAAGCCCAAGAGACUACGCUCCAUGGAGGGGCGCAGCUAAUGCUACAUUCCCUUCGCCGCAAGUUUUGGAUUCCGCAUGCGAGCCAAGCCGUCAAGAGUUUUGUUCAUAAAUGCGUAGUGUGUCGUCUUCAUCGAGGACUGAUGUUCAAGCAGCAAAUGGCUCCAUUACCCGGGCAGAGAGUCAAGCCUGCACGACCAUUUGUUUCGUCGGGAGUCGACUACUGCGGCCCGUUUACGCUGCGAAUCGGAACUAAGCGCUCUCGCACUCUCGUAAAGACGUAUCUCGCAAUCUUCAUCUGCAUGUUACUAAAGCCGUCCAUAUAGAAGUGGUGGACGACUUAUCGGCGCAAGCUUUCCUCGACGCCUUCACUCGCUUCGUCAGCCGUCGUGGCCCUUGCCGUGACCUAUAUAGCGAUAAUGGCACCGCGUUCGUUGGUGCUAACCGUCUUCUCCAGGAGGACUUCGUGGCGUGGCACAGCGAAAGCAAUCACCGGGCAUUGGCCAGCAUGGGCACUAAU
Messenger RNA from Rhagoletis zephyria (snowberry fruit fly), 969 nucleotides. RefSeq lists its product as uncharacterized. NCBI's taxonomy places the organism in Eukaryota, Metazoa, Arthropoda, Insecta, Diptera, Tephritidae. The record is from RefSeq and is a predicted model, not a curated record.